CUUUUUAUAAUCUCUCCGUUUUUAAGCGAAUUGGAGGAGAAGAGUGAGGAAAAAAAAGAAUAUAUGGCGACCAGUGUGGAGAAGACGGGUAGCUCAACCAACAACAACCCGGCUCUGGAACCGGACACGGAUAGUCCGGAUAAUCCUGCCCACGAGUUCGCGGAGUUCGGAGCCGGCUGUUUCUGGGGAGUGGAGUUGGCGUUUCAGCGAGUCGUCGGGGUGGUAAAGACCGAGGUUGGAUACUCCCAGGGUCACGUACCCGAUCCGAAUUACAAGCUGGUAUGCUCCGGAUCCACCAACCACGUCGAGGUUGUCAGGGUCCAGUUCGACCCGCAAGUCUGUCCGUACACCAAUCUCCUCUCUCUUUUCUGGAGUCGCCAUGAUCCUACUACCCUCAAUCGCCAGGGUGGUGAUGUUGGGGCCCAAUACCGUUCAGGAAUAUACUAUUUCAAUGAGACUCAAGCACGUCUAGCCCAAGAAUCAAAGGAAGCUAAGCAGCUGGAAUUGAAGGAUAAGAAGGUGGUGACUGAGAUCCUUCCAGCUAAGAAAUUCUACAGAGCAGAGGAAUACCAUCAGCAGUAUCUGGAGAAAGGAGGUGGUCAAGGCAACAAACAAUCUGCCGGAAAGGGUUGCACUGACCCUAUUAGAUGCUAUGGCUGAUAGAAAUAUGUGAAAUGAUAUAUGAUAUAAAUAAAGUUGCUGUAUUUGGUUUUUUGCUUGCUUGGAACCUCUGGUUUUUAGUAGCACAGAAACCCUGCUAAGUUAUGUGUUUUUUUCCUCAGUUUAUGAAUCUCAUAUUCUGAAAAAUACACUUUAAACUGCUUAAUAAGCUCUCUGCUUUAUGUGCUUUAGUUGUCAAAUAUAUGUGGACCUGCUUUGGCAUGAGAUGACCAGUUAGUUGUUGUGUGUGAUUUUUCCAUAUAAAUGAAGAAUCUAGUCUUUUGCUUA
Ziziphus jujuba (common jujube) is the source of this 948-nucleotide messenger RNA. RefSeq names its product peptide methionine sulfoxide reductase. The record is from RefSeq and is a predicted model, not a curated record. Bases 64 to 660 code for a protein of 198 amino acids. Gene Ontology annotation, molecular function: peptide-methionine (S)-S-oxide reductase activity. The transcript is spliced from 2 exons. NCBI's taxonomy places the organism in Eukaryota, Viridiplantae, Streptophyta, Magnoliopsida, Rosales, Rhamnaceae.